Molecule: messenger RNA, 300 nt
Organism: Trichophyton verrucosum HKI 0517
Lineage: Eukaryota; Fungi; Ascomycota; Eurotiomycetes; Onygenales; Arthrodermataceae
Exons: 1
Coding region: 1-300 (99 amino acids)
Source: RefSeq, a predicted model, not a curated record
AUGGACAAGAGCUCCGAAAUAGCAACGCAGCUCCGAAGCAGCAAAGCAGGUUUGAGAGCACUCGUUAGUUGGCCGGAUAGUCCGCGGAGGCGAGCUUUCAAGAAACGGGAAGAGCCAUAUAUCAAGCAAGCUCUGGAGAAGAAGUUCUACCGCAACCCCUUUUUUCCACACGCUUACUUUUCACCUUCUGAAGCAGCAGAGGGUCAUGAGGCCGAAGUCAGAAGUCUUACGCUCAGCCAUGGCGAGAAUGGGCUUAACCCAAAAGCCACGUCUUGUCCUCCAGCCUUUGCUGUCCAUUAG